UAAGGACAAGGGCACACUCUUCUGUCAGUGCUGUUUUCUUACAUGAGUACCAAACAUGGCGAGGUUUCUGAGGCCUAACAUCAGGAGUUUUGUCACCUCACAGCUGAGAAUGUCAUCUGACCAGUUGGGUGAGCUGGGUAAAGGUGCAGGAAAAGGUGGUGGAGGUGGAGGGUCCAUCAGGGAGGCUGGUGGAUCCAUGGGGAAAAAGCAGGCUGCUGAGGAGGAAAUGUACUUCAAGCGUAAGGAGCAAGAGCAGCUGGCUGCACUGAAGCAACACCACCAGGAGGAAAUUGACCACCACAAGAAGGAGAUUGAACGUCUGCAGCGGGAGAUCGACCGCCACAAGGGAAAGAUCAGGAAGCUGAAGCACGACGACUGAGUGAAACCUUGCCAAAAAAAAAAAAAAAAAAAAGUUUAAAGUUCCAGUUUUCUCACCGUCCCAGCCAAACACAUUAGUAAUCACAGAUUGCUGCAUGCACUGUGUCAGUGGGCCAGUCAUGAAUGUGUGGAUGAUUGUUCUGUAAAUGCUUGAAAAGUUAUUAAACCAAUCAUAAAAUGAUUGUUGUUUUCAUGGCA
This is a messenger RNA of Scomber japonicus (chub mackerel), 576 nucleotides long. RefSeq names its product ATP synthase inhibitory factor subunit 1b (gene atp5if1b). The transcript is spliced from 3 exons. Gene Ontology annotation, cellular component: mitochondrion. NCBI's taxonomy places the organism in Eukaryota, Metazoa, Chordata, Actinopteri, Scombriformes, Scombridae. Bases 56 to 379 code for a protein of 107 amino acids. The record is from RefSeq and is a predicted model, not a curated record. Gene Ontology annotation, molecular function: ATPase inhibitor activity. Gene Ontology annotation, biological process: negative regulation of ATP-dependent activity.